Messenger RNA from Aspergillus piperis CBS 112811, 244 nucleotides. RefSeq lists its product as uncharacterized. NCBI's taxonomy places the organism in Eukaryota, Fungi, Ascomycota, Eurotiomycetes, Eurotiales, Aspergillaceae. Bases 23 to 202 code for a protein of 59 amino acids. Gene Ontology annotation, molecular function: calcium ion binding. The transcript is spliced from 3 exons. The record is from RefSeq and is a predicted model, not a curated record.
GGCUCAAGACUUCUGCCGCGGUAUGACCUUCGAGGACGCCCUUGCCCACGUCAACUCUACCGGCCGCACAGACUUCACCCGGGAACAGUUGGAGGCCUUUGACACCAACCAUGACGGCAGCAUCAACUUUGCUGAAUACAUGGAAUUGAUGCUCAACAACGACAAGGAGCUCGCGUUCCGUAAUGCCAAGUUCAUCGCUUAGAUUGGGAGGAUUGGCCGGCGCUGUAUAUAGGCCGCGAUAUAG